Molecule: messenger RNA, 1548 nt
Organism: Cimex lectularius (bed bug)
Lineage: Eukaryota; Metazoa; Arthropoda; Insecta; Hemiptera; Cimicidae
Product: dynein heavy chain 7, axonemal-like
Exons: 9
Coding region: 184-1548 (454 amino acids)
Source: RefSeq, a predicted model, not a curated record
GUAUGGAGUAUUCUACAACUGAUUUAUUAUUACAAUUACUUAUCAUAUUUGAUUUUUUAUACAUAGUUGUGAUAUAUUGUUAAAUGUUUUAAAAAUACAAAGGGGAUUGCUUGUUGUCAAUAUAAACAUCAAAGAGACUUCUGUUGAUUUAUUGGUUCACACAGAUUUACCAACUGAUCCAAGAUGUCUAAACGAACACAUACUGAUGAGAAACCAGGUCCUUCCAGGGAGAAAAGAAAAUUUGCCAAAUGUUAUCCUGAAAUCGACAUGGAUUUAUUUUCAUUGCCCAAAGAACUGGUUAUAGAUCCUAAAGACCUGCAUAAAAAGAAUUACUUUACUUCAAAAACUGAAAAGCACAAGGAUACAAAACCAGACAGAAAAAGUGUGAGUAAAAAGAAUUAUUAUCUACAACUGAGAAAGGAACGUGAAUCCUUUCGGAAGAGGCUGGUGGAGGUGAUAUUAGAAAAUGAAAAUGAGGAUAGCAGGUCUUGCACAGAGGCUGGGAAUAAAGACUUCCUCCGUUACCAUUACUACAUUAAAUAUGGACUAGACACAAAACAUGUUUCUCCAAUAAAUUUAGAAUGGAUUGAAAGGAUUAUUAAUUUGAUUCCGAUUCAUUUAAAAACCAAUGUGGAUACUCUAAUGAACAUGUUUCGAGAGAUGGAAGUAAAUUACAUGUAUACGGUUAAAAAAUCUAUUGUGGAUUUUGUCCUCCAAGAUGCUGCAGAUAGAAUGUUACCAGGAGAUUAUGCCAAACGAAAGUUGCAAAUUGAAGAUGUAAGUCCAUCUCAGUUACGGCUCAACUUUUAUGAUGCAGGAAACAAAUUGUUAAAAAGACUACAUGCUGUAAAUCCAGUGAUGGUUCAGAUUUUGAGCCUUUGGAAUGAUCAUUUUAGCAACCUGAGGAUGAUAGACAUAAAAUCAUUAGUAGGCAGAAAAUCAAUGUUUGAAUUAAAGCCCUUUGGAAUUUUAGUACAGGAGCAAAUAAAAAUUACAAGACAAAUUUUAAACACAGAAUGGCUACCUGCAGUUCAGGAAAUUUUUCUUAAAGGUGCGAAAAAAGGGCUUCUACCAAAUCCAAAAAAUGCCAAAGCAAUGGUGCAUUUCUAUAACUCUGUGGAUGCAAUAAUGACUUUUAACUUGCAGUCUCUGUGUCUUGAGUCAAUUGCAGAUUAUACAAAAUUCAUCUUCGAUAUCAGAGGCACUAAUCCUGGAUUUUCUAUAAAACUCAUUCAUAAAAAUAAACUCCUGCUUUUUGACCCUCCUUUUCCCAGCUUUGAGGAGCUUAUUCUUCAAGCUUACGACAUAAUGAUAGAGUCAAUACUGGAUGUACCAAGAUUGGAACAUACCCUGUAUAUGGACCUUGAUGAUGAUGUCCAAUACCUUAGUCCAGUAAUUUUGUCUGAAGUCGUCGAAGCAAACAAGAAAAAGGUAGCGGACCUUCUUGAAGAGCAAAGAAUUGGCCCAGAGUUGAGAGUCCAGGAUUUUGAUCAGUACAUUAAUCUGAUCAAUGGUGAUCUGCCACAGCAGUGUAUUGCAGCAAUAUGA